Messenger RNA from Lutzomyia longipalpis, 6400 nucleotides. RefSeq names its product sodium/potassium-transporting ATPase subunit beta-2 (gene nrv3). Gene Ontology annotation, biological process: sodium ion export across plasma membrane; intracellular potassium ion homeostasis; intracellular sodium ion homeostasis. The coding region runs from base 837 to 1781 and encodes 314 amino acids. Gene Ontology annotation, molecular function: ATPase activator activity. Gene Ontology annotation, cellular component: sodium:potassium-exchanging ATPase complex. The transcript is spliced from 8 exons. The record is from RefSeq and is a predicted model, not a curated record. NCBI's taxonomy places the organism in Eukaryota, Metazoa, Arthropoda, Insecta, Diptera, Psychodidae.
ACAGUGUAGUGCUGUAGCCCCGUAUCGUUUAGCCCUCCAUGGCCGCGAUGCUGCAGCGUCGAUCGAAGAUGGGACGCAGGCGCCAUGAUGUGGAAUUUACGCGCGCAAAAUCAACGAGCGCGCGGGAAGAGGAAGCCCGAAGUAUGGGUUGUAUGGUAUUUUGGAGAGCUCUUCCCAUACUCGGUGCCCAUCGGCACACACUCACGGCGCAUAUAUUGGAAAGUUGUGCUGGAAUUGAGCUCCAACCAGCGCAAUCACAGAGUGGAAGUGGAACAGUGAGGAAUCGUCUCAAUCGGCACUUUUGCUACCCACUUUAGUCGCUUCCCGAAGUCAGACCCGUGUCUUUUUAUCGGCAAAAGCUGUGCUCCGGUUGAGUUUUGUUGAAGGGAAAAACCGACUGGUUGUGUUACCAUCGUUCCUUUCGUGGUGGCUACGGUGGGAUUUCCAACAGAAAAAAAAAAGAAGUUCCCUUUAAAAAAGAGGAAAAGUUGAGUAAAAAAGAAGAGAAAAUUCGGCUACAGGAAGCCACCCUUCCUUUUUUUCUGGCGGAUAUCUCGUGACAAGGUCGUGCAAGAAACUUCCAUUCGUGUGAAGGACAACCCCGCGUGAGCAGGAUAUUCAUUUGCAUUCUGGCACUUGAUUGUGUGAUUGUGCAAUAAGGGCACGAAAGGAGGACAUCCCUCUUGUUUUCCGUUUAAAACACAGACACUUUUCAGUUCCCUUUUUUUGCUCCCCACAGUGGGAUAUACAAGAAGAAGAAAUAGCUACAUAGAGAAAAUCUAAACCAGGACACAGGCGGGGUUUUUCGCAUUUGAGAAGAAACGAAAAGCACAGCGAUGGCCGAUAAGAAAGCCGCAGAGCAAUUUUACACUCCACCCCCAAAAUUGGGUAAAUGGGAAGGAUUCUGCUUGUUCCUGUGGAACAGUGAAACGGGCCAAUUCCUCGGACGUACCGGAGGAAGCUGGGCGAAAAUCCUGAUAUUCUACAUCCUAUUCUAUGCAGCGCUAUGUGGCUUCUUUGCAGCAAUUUUUGCUGUCUUUUAUCAAACACUAGAUGAAAACAUGCCAAAGUGGCAGCUCGGUAAUGGGCUAAUUGGAACGAAUCCAGGCCUGGGCUUCCGACCGAUGCCCCCAGAGUCAAAUGUCGAGAGUACUCUGGUCUGGUAUAAGGCAUCGAGUCCCGAAAAUAUGGAAUACUGGGUUAAUGAGAUUGACGAAUUCCUAAAACCUUAUGCUGAUGAUGUCAAAGUGGAAAAUCGUGUUGACUGUGACUUUGACCACCCACCGCCCGAGGGAAAAGUUUGCAAUGUACCGGUCACCAGCUGGGAUCCUUGUACCGCUCAGAAGAGGUAUAACUUCCCGAAAUCAUCACCGUGCAUAUUCUUAAAGUUAAAUAAGAUUUUCAACUGGAUGCCACAGAUAUAUACGAACGCUACCUCGUUACCUGACAACAUGCCCGAAGAAUUGAAGCAGCACGUCGCAGCUGAGGAAAAGCGAGGCAGUAAAAAUACCAACGUGGUGUGGGUGUCGUGCGAGGGUGAGAAUCCGGCUGAUGUGGAGAAUAUUGGGAAUAUUCAGUACUUCCCACGAAGAGGCUUCCCCGGAUACUUCUUCCCCUUCCGGAAUACCAAGGGAUACCUUCCUCCGCUCGUAGCUGUCCUGUUCGAACGACCUAAAACUGGUGUCCUUAUCAACAUCGAAUGCAAGGCAUGGGCACGCAACAUUAAGCACGAUCGCUCCGAGAGGAGGGGUUCCGUCCAUUUUGAGCUAAUGAUUGAUUAAGGGAACACACACAUUCUAUGACUAGUAGCGUUUAAAAAGAAUCUACCAACCAAAGUCAAGCAGUAUGGAAAUGAAGGAUGAAACAUCGCCUGCAUAGUAUGUUUGCAGAGGCUGAGAUAAAAUGGCUUAGGCAAAAGAACAAGAACAACAACAAAAACAUAAUAAUGCACACACCAAAAAAAUCUUACUAAAAAAAAACGUAUGGCUAGGUGAAAAAAAAUAAAUUAAAAGUAAUAAAAAAAAGUUAGUGAAAAAUAAACAAAAAAGCGUAAACCAAAAAAUGAUUAGAAAUGAGACUUUGAGGAUGAAAGGAAAACAAGAUAAAAAAAAAAUUAUACAAAGAAAAUAUCAAAAAAAAAUAAAUGGAGGAAAUUAGAAGAUCAUCAAGUGAAUUCAUUCAUUAGGUAAAAAAAAAUAUGGGAGGAGGACAACUUUAGUACUCGAUAGCGCCACGUUUACGGAAUGUCAAGCAUAAAUUGAGAUCCAUAAGCAGCAGAACACAAGACAUAGAAUUUUUAAUGUUCAAGAUUAAAGGAAAAAAAAAGAUGAAAAAACAUUAAUUAAAUUGAAGAAUAAAACACCUUCAAAAUAUUGUGGCUUGAGUAGAUAAAAUAAAUUGUAAAAAUAAGGAUUUAAAUACUUUUAAAAAGAAGGUAAAAAAAACAACAAAUCUGUUAGAACUGCAAAUCUAUAUAAACUCGAGGUUAGAACCAUUGGGUGUUCGAUACAUCAGCCAAAAAAAGAAUAACAAAAAAUACUUAAUAGAAAAAAAAGUAUUUUUAAAAGAUUAAGAAAAAAUGUGUGAGAAGUACGUUAAAGAAACCAAACGCCCAAGGAGAUGAGAAACAACUUAGAAAGAAAAAAAAGUAUGACUUAAUACUAAAAGAAGAAAUAAAAAAGAAACUAAUUAUAAAAAUUGAUAAAUUUUGUGAGUGUGAUUGGAGAUUAUUAUAAAUAAAUGUAAUUUAUAGGUAUGUAAUGGUAUAUAUUUUUGACUGAUGAUAUUGCUGAGUUUUUAUUUCAAUCUGUACAAAAAAAAAGUUAUUUGAAAUAAAAAAAAAACUUUAUAUUAAAUUAUAUAUUUGUGGAAAAUUCUGUGAAAGGGAAAACUUUAAAAGGAAAACCUUUAAAAACAUUGAAAAAAGAAGAAAAUCAACUUAAAUGAAUACCAAAACCUUUUUAAAAAAAAAUUAACGAGCAACAAGAACAACCGAAAAAUGCAAUUAAGUGAAGAUUUAACAAAAAAAAAUGAAGAAAAACUUACGGAAAAAAUUAGCAAGAGAUAUUUUUGUUAGAAUCUCUAAGUAUAUUUUUAAUAGUAAUAUGAAUUAAAAUGAAUAAAAAAAUUGAAAUACAAUUUCAAACCUAUUAUUUUUUCACAAUAUUCUCAUAUAACUGAAAUGAAAAAAAGAAAACUUGUGGUAGAAUGCGGAAAGAAAUAAAGAAAAUAAAACAUUUUUAUUAAAGAAAAAAAUGUAAUCGCAAAUAUAUAAUUUAAUUAAAAUUGUGAUAGUGAUUGUGUGAGAAUUUUUGCGUGAAAGAUUUAAAAGAAUACUUUAACAAAAUAAUGAAAAAAAUUAUGUAAAUGGCAACGUACUAAAAACACAGACGAGGAAGUUUAAAAGAAAAAAAACAUUGAAGAAUGUGUUUAGUAGAGGAAUAAAAAAAACAACAAAAUGUGAGCAUUACAAGGGCCUGUUUCCAUUCUAUAAAUUCCAUUCACUGCCCAGAAUAUAGAACACAAAAAAAUAUUUUAAAAAUGUGGAAAUUAAUGCUAAAAAAAAGAAAACUUCAAUGCCCAUAAAAACCAAGAGAAAAAAAAACAACUUACUAAUAUUAGAAUGUGUGCAAGAAUCGAAAAAAUUUGUAUAAAAAUUUCACACGCAGUUCAUAAUCCAAAAAAAUGAAUUAUUUAAAAAAUAUUUAUUAAAAAGAAUUAUGAAAUGAGUAAUGAAAGUUAAAAAAAAAGUGAUGGAAAUUAAAAAAUUAAAUUUAAAAAAUAUAUUAUCUAGGCAACGGAUGAGAAUAAAUUUGAUGAAGAAGAAAAAUCUAUUAUAAAUAGUAACAAAAAAUGAAUUAUCCGUGAUCCAGCGCUUAGAGAAAAAUUCAAUUGAAAAAAUUUAAAAUGAAAAUGAUUUUGCAUUGAGUUUUUAUUAAUGCAAAAUUAUUUUGUGUGAAAGAAACAAAGAAAAACCAAAUAAAAACGUUCUAGAGGCGUGCUAAUAUCGAGGAUUAUAAGUACUAUGAGAGAAGGUUUAUGAAAAAAGUGAGAUAUUAAAGAAAAUAAAAGGAGUUAAAUGUGAGGCAUUGCAUGUGAAGAAAAAAAUCCUUUAAAGAAAUAAAAAAGAGUCUCAAAAAAGAAAGAUAAAAAAUCACCGCAUUAGACAGACUUUGGUAAACAGAUGAGACAAGAAAAAAAUUCGUUAUAUUGAUAAUAAACAAUAAAUUGAGCCUCGUAUAUAAGUGUUAAAAAAUACAAUUUAAAGAUGAAAAAAAAAACAAGAAAUCGAUUGUACGCUGCUGCAUCUUUAGUCUAAUAAAUAAAUUUAAAUGAAAAAAAUAAAGAAAUACUUGUAUAUUAGUGUUGCGUAACUAGUAUUGUUAAAGAAAAAAAAACAUUAAAUAUAUUAGGAACUAUAUUAAAAAAAAAACAGAAAUCUAUUUAAAAAUAAAAAAAGCUACACACCACACACCUUCAAACUUUAAAAAAAAAAGUAUUUUUGAAUUUUUGAUGAGCGCUAGUGAAGAAAAAAGUCUAUUUAUUUCAUAUAAUAACGUUGUAGAGAGGAUAUAUUGAAAAAACAAUCUAAUAAUUAUUUAAGAAAUGAAAAGUAUUUAUAUAUAUUUUUUUAGAUUCAUUUUCCCUUUGAUUUCUAUUAAGAAGAUUAUCACUUAAACAUUAUAUAUUUUAAAAUUUAAAAGAAAUGGGGUGGAUUUUGUCAAAAAUCUUUUAUUUCUUUUUUUUUAUCUUAAAUUUGUUGUAAGAUUUUGACACUUCCAGAAAUUUUGAAAGAUCUUUCUAAAAGAUUUCUGAAAAAUUUAAUUCUUUCUCUUUUCUUCUAUAGAAUGACAGAAGACCAAUUUAACAACAUGAACUGUCAAAGUCUUAUAACCUCAAGGGUAGAAAGGAAAAUAAAAGAUUUCUGAUAGAAUCAACCGAAACAAAAAAUCCAUUGUGAAUAAAUCUUGUUUAUUAGUUUUUUUUUCUUUUAUUAAUUUCUUCAAAAAAACGAAGAUAAUAACUAACUAAACUAUGCUUUAAUUGUGAGUUUAUAGAAAAUAAAAUGAAAAGAAAAAUAUUCUUUAAAAGAAUAAAAUAAAAAGUGUUCUGCCUUUGUUUUCUUUUCGUUCUUUGAUCAUUCAUUAAUCGUGAGAAGAAACAAAAAAUAAAACAUUAUAUUUGAGAAUAUCACUAGAAAACCCACCUCUUCACAUUUUCAAACGAAUUUUUGAAAUUUUCAAAACAAUUUUUGAAAUAAAGAAAAUCUCUUCAAAAAACAAUCUAUUGGUGAACCUACCGCCUAAAUUAAUUUGUUAGAAUUUUUUUUAUUUCCGAUUUAAUAAGAGAAUUUUCUUUUCUUAUUGAUCCGAAUUGAAAUCAAUUUGAAAGGAAGAAUAAAACUUUUUGUUUAUAAACCCCUAAAAAAUUUUCAGAAAAGAAGAAAUCAUUGAAUUCUUAGUGAGUAUAUGAUUAUGAAAAAAAUGCGGUGGCGUACAUUAAAAUAGAGCUUAGGCAUUGUAGUUAAGUAUAUUAAAAAAAGAAAGAUAAAAUUGUGUAUGAAUUGCGCAGAUAAAAAAUUUUAAAUUAAACAUUUAAACAAAAAGAAUUAUUAAAAGUGAAGGUAUAAUUAUUUAAAUGAUAAUAAAUUUAAAAACUAAAUAGAAAAAAAUCACAGUGGAUGAAAGAUCUGUUUAGAAGUAAAAAAAAAAGAGAAAAAAAAACAAAUUUUGACGCAGAUGGAAAUGUCACGCGUAAGAGGUGGUAAAGAAAAAAUAUUAAUAAAUAAAUAAUGAAAAAAAGUAUAUAAAUUGAUGAAAACAAUAAACAUUUAAUUAUCAUUCUCGUUGAAAAAAAGUACUUUAUAGUUAUUAAAAAAAGCGUCAUUGAGUAUGUUAUGAAGAAAAAAAAUUAAAUUAUUUAACUAAUUUCCAAAAAUGAAUUUAAAAAUGAAGCAAAAAAAAAGAUGAAAAAAUCACAACACGAAAAAAAACACCAGCAGGGUAGGAUAUGCUUCUCGCAGUUAUGGGAAUCGCAUGGCUUUUCCGCACUGCAAGACAAAAAAAAGUUAUAUGGUCAGUUAGCGAUGAAUGUUCCAUCACACAUUUUAACACAAUAAAAAACUUUGCAAAAAAAUCAUUUAAAACAAUGCAAGAAGAAACUAAUUGGAUGAAUUUAAUCAACAAAUCACUGAGAACAAAUCAUUUAUAAAAGAAAAAAAAAACAGAAAACAAUGUAAUAUGUAUUGCUAUAUGUCAGUCAAGUUAUGUGGAAAAAAAUGAGAGUGGUGGCGACGGAGGGAGAUGAUAAAGAAAUACAUAAAAUAUAAGCAAGUAAAAUUUAAAGAAAAUUAUUAUAAAAAAAAUUAUAGGUAAUGAAAUAAAAUGAUAAAAAAAACAAA